AUGGUGCUGCUGGCCCACGACGAGCGCCUCCCGCCCGGAUCGCCGCCGGUGGCGAUCAAGUGCAUCGCCCGCUGGUGGCUGUGCGGCGACCGGCAGAGGAAAUGCGCGGAGCGGGAGAUCAAGAACCACCGCAAGCUGUACCACAAGCACGUGGUGGCCUUCCGGGAGGCGUUCCUGACGCAGACGCACCUGUGCAUCGUGCUGGACUACGCUACGCGCGGCAACAUGCACCGCCUGCUGAGGGACUGCUACGGCGGCAGGGUGGAGGAGGACGUCGCGCGGUGGUACUUCCAGAUGCUGAUAACGGCGGUGGACUAUUGCCACAAGCGCGGUGUCAGCAACAGGGACAUCAAACUGGACAACCUGCUCGUGGAGCAGACGGACGAACAGUGCCUGCCGAUCUUGCUGAUAUGCGACUUUGGCCUGUCGAAGCACAACGAGUCCAUCACGCCGCCCUCCACCAACGUCGGGACACCCAUCUACCAGGCCCCCGAAGUGAUCUUCUCCUGUGGCCAGUGUGACUACGACCCUGAAAUGGUGGACAUCUACUCCUGUGGCGUCGUCCUCUACCGCAUGCUAUUUGGCAUCGACAAGGCCCCCAUGGGUGACCUGCACAUGGAGCCCAACCAGUCCUAUCAAGAAUACGUGCAUAAGCUGCAAGCCCUGAUCGUGUCAAAAGGGGACGACGCAGUCCUGUUGCCCCGGCCCGGUUGUGGGCAGCUGUCGUCGGAAUGCAUGGACCUGCUACGACGAAUGCUGGCAGUUGACCCAGGCAACCGAAUAACGAUGGACGAGAUCUGGGCGCACCCCUGGUUCACGGUGGACCUGCCGAGAGGUACACGCAAGUACAACAGUGCGAUGUGCUCCAGUGCUGUGCUGGAGAAGCACUUCUCUAAGGUUCAGAGCGAGGAGGAGCUCCAGGAGAUAGUGGCAGCCUCUGGCCAGCGCAACCUGACGAACGGUCUUGUGCAUAGAGUAGGUUCCAUACGAAGACUCUUCUAA
Molecule: messenger RNA, 1002 nt
Organism: Ostreobium quekettii
Lineage: Eukaryota; Viridiplantae; Chlorophyta; Ulvophyceae; Bryopsidales; Ostreobiaceae
Source: the annotation of a GenBank genome assembly